CACGACCGUCUUCCGAUGUCUCUUCGCGCAUCCAUGCGAUUAUCUCGAGUAACAUGUGAUUUAUGACACUGCAACUUCCUCCAUCCUUUUUUUUUAUACUGAAGUUGGAUUGCAUCAGCCAUAUCGGUUGGAUGUGCGCAGUGAAUAUUUUUGGACAAUUGUCGGUGUUUUACACCACUUUCUUUAUUAUUAUCUUUAAUUUAAACAAAUGCACAACUCCGUGGCUUGGCGUCAGGAACCCAAUCCACGGUUUUAAACCUGUUAUCAAAAAGACAUAGAAUGGCGUAUGGACUAGCUUUAUAGGUCUACUGAGCCAAAAGAGCACCAAACCAACCAAUCCUCCAUCCUUUUUUCUUCGUUCUUAUCACCAUGAAAGCGUGUUGAUUUUUUCCGCGGAAACUCAUCGUCAGGCUUUCAAGGUUAACGGGUGGACUUUUGUCGUUUUAAAUUGUUCUAAACUUAGGAUAAAAUUUAAAGACGAAAUUUGUGCGCGAUCGACUGACAGAAUGGGUACCGAACACAUGUUGAGACACGAUAUCGAACGAUGUUUGAAAUUAAUAGUGUCUGGAAACGACGCGGCUGUCAACGACGGAUGGACGAUGUUGCAGAAUCUGCAAGACAAUCGUGAGCUCACCCGGCUGAUCGAUUGCGAGGACAUACUUAGAAGCAUUUUGAGGAAUCAGGUGAUAAACGUGUCCGAAGUGCCGAAAAUCAUGGCGUGGAUGUCACCGUACAUAGAAGAAAAACGUUUCAACACCAAUCCGAUUUCGAACGAUGUCGCUACGCUGCUUCAGAAUACGGAUAUUCGGGACAUGUCACAGCUGACCGAAAUUUUGAAUAUUUUGACGGAUCACAGAGUGUAUUUGCCUAGGUCGGCGAAUUACACGAAACUCUGCGAGGCGAUAGUCACAAGCCUGUCUUCUUUUCAAAUGCCGUUGGACUCGAAAAAAAUUCAAGAGUUCUACGACAAUACCACCAAGAUUCAGAAUUUUCUCAAAAUACUCUGCUCGAACACAAAAAACGGAGAACGCGACAGUUUGAUGUUUACUUGUCUUCAGACUUUGUACAACAUCAUAUCGGAUACCAACAGAAAACCUGAACCAGGUCCGGGACUAGCUGCUAUAUUGCAGCUGGUAGAAUCGUCUGUUAUUCCACAGGCGGUCGACUGGAUUUUAUCUCAAACGGAUUCGGAUCGCGAAUUGGUACAGGCUUUGAAAGUUUUGUGUAAUUGGCUUCCUAAGUGGACAGGUGAUCGUCUGAGUGUUUGGAUAAUGGAGUUUAUACGAGGAUUGGAAAAACAACGCAAGUACUGCACUCUUCUCGAACUUACAGAAUCCUCGGUGGACAUAUUAACAUUAAUGUGCAGUGUAUUGAUGGUACCUGUAAUUCGUCAAAAUGCUUCCAAUAUUAUAUUUUACAUUUUAAAGAGACAAAGCUCGGUGUCUGUUGUUCAGAAUAUAGCUAAAAGAAUUCUAAAGUUGAUAAAAGAUCUGAUGCAAGAAGAUUCAGAAUCCAGCAAAGAUUGCAUACAAAAUUUAGUUGAUAUUAUGAAAGUGUACAACAAAAGAUUUUCAUGUGUAUCAUCAAUAUGUGGAACUAUGGAAAAUUAUACUUUUCCUAUGUUGCCAAGACCACAAAAUGUUAGGGAAAUUUAUAAGGAACCGGUAUGGAUAGAUGAAACUAAAGAAUAUGAACCAGUUUUAGAACCAGAAAGACCAUUAUCUGGAAAAGUUGGUCUGUCUAAUCUUGGUAAUACAUGUUAUAUGAACAGUGUGUUACAAGCUUUAUUGAUGACUCGACAAUUUUGUCAAGAAGUAUUGACUUAUCGUCCAGAAACAGGGAGAACACCCUUGUUAGAAAAGCUUCAAAAUUUAUUUGCAUUAUUAUUAUAUUCCAAGAGAAUAUGCUUGGCACCCACCGAGGUGUUACAAGCAUCAAGACCUACAUAUUUUUUACCUGGACAACAGCAGGAUAGCUCAGAAUUUCUUUGUCAUCUCCUUGAUCUUUUGCAUGAGCAAGAAAAAUCUGCUAAUACUAACUGCGGGGGAAAUGACAAUGUGUCUACUCUUAAAUGUAAAAGUGAAAAGCAGGAAGAUGAUGUGACAUUAUCAAUGGAGCCAGAAAAAGGUAUUAUUAAACGUUGGACAACUGAGGAAGACUUAACGGAAGGCUUAGCGUUGCAACGAAAAACACAGUCACUGGCUGAUUUUACACGAGGGGAAGAGCUAGGACAACGACUCAGCGAUUCUCAUUCGGAUUCAACUGACAGCGGUAUACAAUCUGUAGGAGGUGAAGAAACAAGUACAUACACAUCCCUUGUUCAUAGAGUGUUGGGCGGAGAGUGUCAAAUCACUUACCAAUGCACACAAUGUGAUACAAGUUCUCGCAAUACGGACAAAUUUCGCGACUUGCAGUUGUGCUUUCCCGAGGAGAUACAGGAGAAUCAAGAAGUCUCUGUUCAGGAUCUCAUUAACUAUUAUCUCACACCAGAGAAGUUAACGGGAGAGAAUAAAUAUCGAUGCGACAAGUGUACAAAAUUGUGCGACGCUCAGAGGAUCAUUACUAUUCUGCAGGCACCUGCUUAUUUGAUUCUGACGUUAAAACAUUUUCGAUACGACUUUGACACUCGAUUAAGGGCAAAACUUCGACACAAAGUGGUAUAUAACGAUGCUAUACAGUUGCCGGUGUCGGUGGAACCGUGUACUGUAGCCGAGACAUAUAAUCUGUAUGCCGCCGUGGUGCAUUCGGGAUACAGUAUGGAUUACGGACACUACUUUACGUAUGCCUGUGAUUCUAAACAAAAUUGGUACAAAUUCAACGACAGUUUUGUAACUCAGACCACGUUUGAGGAUUUCAAAAACUUGAAACCUCCUGAUACGCCUUACAUAUUGUUUUAUGAAAAAUCAAGCGCCCACGAUGGUAUCUACGAGGACGAUAAACUCGAAUUGUCGACACUGAGCAAACGACUGCAAGAAUUAAUAGCAAACGAUACCACAGAUUAUAUAGAGGAGCUAAGACGUCGAGCGAUUUCGUCGCACCGUAAUCAACUUCCGACAAAAACGCUGAAGCAACAUAACAAUUCUGACGAUGAUAAUCCACCACCUAGCAGCUGCCGGGGUGCGAUCGAUGUCCCAGCAAAUCGCUUUCUUUUUUGAACAAGUGGAUGUAUCACGCGAACAGAUCCAUAAGUUCCAUCGCCACUUGAAGAAUAUUCUACAUUUGUGUCUUGAUAUUUUAUGUGUGUUAGUUAAAAUAAAAUGUCGACACGGUUGCGCGUAAUCGCAAAAGGAUGCGUCGUAUGAUUUUGCAUCAUAUCAUAUUGCUAUGGGAAAGUUUUCUAUGAGAACUGACGUUAGUUUUACCUGUUUACAUAUUAUUACGAAGAAGGAACUGCACAUCACAUUACCGUAACUCGACGAUAGUUACAGUAUUGGAAAAGGUGAUUACACUAACUAUAUACAAAAUAGCGCGAGAUAAAAACAGAAUUCGAGAUUUCAUGUAAGACGAAUUUAUGUGUAUAUAUAUAUAUAUAAUGUAUAAAAAAAUGAAUGUAUUAUUAAUAAUCACAGACGAUACGUUCAUGUACAGAGACAAUUGAUGCUUUCACAUGUGCUAGAUCUAGAAAUAUUCAAUAUGCUCUCCAUGUAAAUUUAAAAUUUUUAUCCUGUGAUGAAAAUUCAGGAAAUAAGAUAAUAAACAAAAGUAUCAGAUGGAGUUGUAAACUUGUCAAUUUUAUAGCAGACUAUCUCCUGUGCAGUGUGUCAGGAACAGGAGAAAAAGUAAAAAAGACGAUUCACUAUAGAAGCUCAUAUCGGACGAUAUUGUACUUCUAAUUGGAUGCACAAGCGUUUGCGCACUACUCUUACUAAUACAAUGAUUCGAACUCCAAAACAGAAAGCAUCCGAUUGAAACUGCGGAGUAGUAAUUCUAGAGCUAGUAAAUGUGUGCAAAAGUGUUAAUUCCGGUUAGUGUACAUGAAAAAAGUGUAUUACGCAUAAAACGGUUUUAGUUAUUAAUAUUGCAUUGUGUUCAAUGUGUUUUAAAUUUAGUGCUUUACACACACACACACACACAAACGCACGCACACGCACACACACACACAAACGCACACACAAAACGUUACUGAAAAGUGUAACGUAUACUCGAAACAUUUGUAAGCCUUAUCCUCGUUAUAUUACUUUUAUAAGACUUCAUGUUAAUUGCUAUUAAAUUAUGUUCUCUUAA
Pseudomyrmex gracilis is the source of this 4224-nucleotide messenger RNA. It is a transcript of the gene DUBAI, whose product is annotated as ubiquitin carboxyl-terminal hydrolase 35. Gene Ontology annotation, biological process: protein deubiquitination. Gene Ontology annotation, cellular component: nucleus; cytosol. Bases 507 to 3155 code for a protein of 882 amino acids. The record is from RefSeq and is a predicted model, not a curated record. The transcript is spliced from 3 exons. Lineage: Eukaryota; Metazoa; Arthropoda; Insecta; Hymenoptera; Formicidae. Gene Ontology annotation, molecular function: cysteine-type deubiquitinase activity; cysteine-type endopeptidase activity.